CUAAUUAAAGGAACGAAGCUAACAAAGUUUGUUGCUACGAGCAUCCAGAUGAUCCUCUGAUAGAAGAUUACCGCGCUGGUGAUAUGAUAUGUUCUAAAUGCGGACUUGUAGUCGGUGACAGAGUAAUUGAUGUUGGUUCCGAAUGGAGGACAUUCAGUAACGAAAAAUCGGGCGUAGAUCCAUCUCGUGUUGGUGGUCCCGAAAAUCCUCUGCUCAGUGGUUCAGAUUUAUCAACAAUGAUCGGUCCUGGAACGGGUGCCGCUUCAUUUGAUGCAUUCGGAUCUCCACGUUAUCAAAACAGACGCUCUAUUAGCAGCUCCGAUCGCGCACUAAUAAACGCCUUCCGUGAGAUAAACGGUAUGGCGGACCGAAUAAACCUUCAGAAGGUGAUAGUGGAUCGCGCGGAGACUCUCUUCAAGCAAGUCCACGACGGAAAGAACCUGAAAGGUCGCUCAAACGAUGCGAUCGCCUCUGCCUGCUUGUACAUCGCGUGUCGGCAAGCCGGCGUGCCGCGAACCUUCAAAGAAAUUUGUGCCGUGAGCAAAAUAAGCAAGAAGGAAAUCGGCAGAUGCUUCAAGCUCAUCCUCAAGGCGCUGGAGACCAGUGUCGAUCUGAUUACCACUGGGGACUUUAUGUCGCGAUUUUGCGCGAAUCUCCAGUUGCCGAACUCGGUUCAGAAAGCCGCGACGUACAUCGCCAAGAAAGCCGUCGAGCUCGACAUUGUUCCCGGUAGAUCUCCGAUCUCAGUCGCUGCCGCUGCCAUCUAUAUGGCUUCCCAAGCUUCGGAAGACAAGAAAUCCCAAAAAGAGAUCGGCGAUAUCGCGGGAGUCGCUGAUGUUACCAUCAGACAAUCUUACAAACUAAUGUAUCCAUAUGCGGCAAAACUCUUCCCCGAAGAUUUCAAAUUUGUGACGCCUAUCGAUCAGUUACCCCAGAUGUAG
Messenger RNA from Cotesia congregata, 941 nucleotides. NCBI's taxonomy places the organism in Eukaryota, Metazoa, Arthropoda, Insecta, Hymenoptera, Braconidae. The record is from the annotation of a GenBank genome assembly.